AUGGCAAAAAAAAGAACAAUCCGCGCCCCUACCACGUCCAGUCUUCCGAACAAUCUCCGAAUCCCAAGCGAUACGCCUUCAUUAGUAAAGGCUCUCGGCAGGUUAUCACGACAGUCUCUCCUGGACCUUAUUUUCGUCUGGCUCUCUCCGAAAAAUGUCGAAUUAUAUCCACCUUUCCUCAAUCAGAACUCAGACGAUAAUAACGUUCCCGACCAAGAUGAAUCGCCCUAUCCAGCGGCCGGAAGCGUGGAAGAAAUCCGGGAAGCAUACGAGGAACUGAAACAACGAAAAGGCGGGAAAAGAGAAGUCGUUGAUCGGGUGCUGGAAGGCGACUGGCGACAUGGGAUCGCUCUCGACCAAUUAGCCAUGGUCGACAUACAAUAUCUAGAAGAUCAUCCAAAAGCGCAGACAUGGUCUGCAUUUCGUUUGGGCCUAGUCGAUAAAAAACGACAGCUAAAUGAAAAAGAAGAAGAUGGAGAUUUACUGGCGUGUCUUCCGCGACUACAUGCUGCGACGUUCUUGUUAAAUCUUCAACGGGAGAUAGCGCCCUUGGUCAAGGCGCAUUAUCAUUUAGCACGAUCAAAGUCUUAUCCUUUGAUUUAUUUACGGAUUUUCAUUACCGACUCGCCAUAUCAUCAACCCCGACAUGGCGCAGGAACCUAUCUGGAUUCUGCAAGGAUACUAUGGAUUGCGUUUCCGGACAGCAGCCCCUAUGUAUACACAUCCAUGUCAGCCUCUGCAGGUAUCAAAACUGGUCCCUCCCAGUCCCCAGCCCCUCUUAUGAACGACCCCCGAGCGUUACGGGGAAUAGUCAGAGACGCACUUCCAAAAGCCCUAUCAAAACCAAACGAGCGAUACAAACUAGAAGCAACUUCAUUAACAGCCAAAAGCCUCGACACAAUGCUAGCGCUUCGCGGGGCGGGCAAAACAAACGAGGCUAAUGGCGUGUUUAGUAUCUUUGCCGAUGCAGUUCUGGAAGGUACGCCGAUUGAUCCGCGGCAGCCGGCUACGGUUGCUCCGGAGGAUUAUCAGGCAGGUGACGAUAAGGAGAACGCGCAUUCGGAUCAGCAAGACUUGAAACGAAAGGGAAGUGAGAAAAAAGCAACGACAACACUGCCUGCAACAAAACGACGCAAAUUGGGUGUAUUGUCUCGAUUCGGUUCAUCUGGAACCUCAUCGUCUCAUGCAAUUCUCAACCGCUUAGAUAUUCGUCUUCUAGACCGGCCAGGUGAUGAAGAGGAUGAUGUCAAUGAUGAGGAUUUCGACGCUGGCACCGGUCAUUACACCAUGUCACUCUCUUUCACAGGCAGCAAUGUCAUUGCCGGGUUCCGCAAAUUGGCAGAAUUAGGGAUCGUAGAUUCUGAUCGUAUGCCUUCGUGGAUGACCGGCGAAGAGGGCGUGAGUUCGGCUGUAAUACGACGGGGGAGAAGGGUCGAGCCUGACUCGAGAUAA
Messenger RNA from Talaromyces marneffei, 1452 nucleotides. RefSeq lists its product as uncharacterized. The record is from RefSeq and is a predicted model, not a curated record. NCBI's taxonomy places the organism in Eukaryota, Fungi, Ascomycota, Eurotiomycetes, Eurotiales, Trichocomaceae. Gene Ontology annotation, biological process: chromosome segregation; CENP-A containing chromatin assembly. The transcript has a single exon. Bases 1 to 1452 code for a protein of 483 amino acids.